ACAUGGUAUGCACAUGUUUGUCUGUUGAUGAAAGAAAUUUUGGUCUACAUCCGUCCGUUAAGGCUGUGCUUUGUGCGACUAUACUGUGAUUUUUUUCACCUGUGGUGCAACAAGAAAAUAGUUAAAUAACAACCAAUCUGUGCGUUUUUUAUCUUCUGUUCGCUUUCAAUGGUUCAAAUAGGUAUAACAGCACCUCCUAUGAGUGAAAACUGCUCUUUAUCACUCAGCACGAACGUGUCCACGCACCAAAAGUACAAAAAACAUUUCAGCAUAUCUCUUCCUAAGCUGAUAAGGUUGCGGUCGUCAGAAAGAUCGUCAGAAACAAAACGUCCGGCCGACAAUAUUUUGGAUAAGAUCCGAUGCGAAGAGUUCUCAAGACUGGACGACGCCGGCAUGGUAUACCUAGACUAUGCCGGUGCUGCUCUGUACCCCAAGCAUCUACUCACCAUGCAUCAUAGAUUCCUCGAACAGCAUGUUUUAGGUAAUCCUCAUUCUGGGAGUCCAGCGUCGAUGAUGUCGAGUCAAAUUGAGAUAGAGGCCAGAAAGGAAGUCUUGAAGUAUUUCGAUGCAAAUGAAGAGGAAUACAUGGUUGUGUUCACUUCAAAUGCAAGUGGGGCAUUAAAGUUAGUAGCUGAAGCAUACCCUUUUGGCGAAAACGCACGACUCAUGCUCAGUGAAGAUUCCCAUAACUCACUUCAUGGAAUGAGAGCCUUUGCCGCUAAGUCAGGUGCCAAAACGGAUUAUAUACGAGUGCAUGACUCAGGUCUGAUCGACUCUGAAAGUUUUAAUCGUAUAGUCGAAGGACAAGAAGAUGGCAGUCAGCCAAACACCACGAAAGGACUGUUAGUCUUGACAGCGCAAAGUAACGUAUCUGGAGUUAAGCAAGACUUGGACCUAGUCAAAAAAGCGCAAACGUUGGGGCAUGAUACCGUGGUGGACAUAGCAGCCUUGGCCGCUACCUCACGUGUAUCUUUGCGUAAGAUCAAUCCCAGUGCAGCCAUAGUUUCCUUCUACAAACUUUUUGGUUAUCCAAGUGGUAUUGGCGCACUGAUCAUGAAGCAAGACUUUGCCGAAAAAUUACGUAGACCUUACUUUGGAGGCGGUACCAUCGAAACCGUGCAAGUCCCAGGACUCAAUGUCACCAUGGCCGAAGGCUCAAGAAGAUUCGAGGACGGUACAAUCAAUUUCUUAUCCUUACCUGCAAUCAUCUAUGGACUCCAGUUUAUAGAUGGCGUCAUCGACCUUGUCCAACAGCGAGUGAGAGAUUUGAUGGAGUACACAAUAAGUUCGCUGUCCACGAUAUGCUACAAAAAUGGUACACACAUUGUCACCAUUCAUGGAGCAGUGAAUCCGAGCCAGCGUGGAGGCAGUCUUGCACUCACUUUCCAUGCAAGCAAUGGAGAUGAAGUACCUUGUGAAAAUAUCGAAAUGUUGGCCAACAAGGAAAGAAUGUCGCUUCGCUCAGGUUGCAUGUGCAAUCCAGCUAUGGCAGCUAUAUUGACUCACCAUAGGCAAGAGAUAGGCAGAAUAGGAGAAAAUGUCAAGUAUUCGGAUUUACUUGAGCAACUCGGGAAGAGUUCCAUUGGCGUGGUCCGCAUUUCUUUCGGUCUAGCAUCUAACCAGAAGGAUGCAGACAAGUUUGUAAAAUUUGUUAAAUCCCUCGCUAAAAAUGAAGCAUUGGACUAAGGAGAACCAAAGUCGACAAACGCAUUGUGAAUAGUAUUCAAACCAGAGCAUAUAGACAUAGCAUUUUUAAAUAAAACCUUACAGUG
Messenger RNA from Umbelopsis ramanniana AG, 1772 nucleotides. RefSeq lists its product as uncharacterized. Bases 169 to 1686 code for a protein of 505 amino acids. Gene Ontology annotation, biological process: molybdopterin cofactor metabolic process. The transcript has 5 exons. Gene Ontology annotation, molecular function: molybdenum cofactor sulfurtransferase activity. NCBI's taxonomy places the organism in Eukaryota, Fungi, Mucoromycota, Umbelopsidomycetes, Umbelopsidales, Umbelopsidaceae. The record is from RefSeq and is a predicted model, not a curated record.